Messenger RNA from Sinocyclocheilus grahami, 3340 nucleotides. It is a transcript of the gene togaram1, whose product is annotated as TOG array regulator of axonemal microtubules 1. Gene Ontology annotation, cellular component: cilium; cytoplasmic microtubule. Gene Ontology annotation, biological process: microtubule cytoskeleton organization. Bases 47 to 3340 code for a protein of 1097 amino acids. Lineage: Eukaryota; Metazoa; Chordata; Actinopteri; Cypriniformes; Cyprinidae. Gene Ontology annotation, molecular function: microtubule binding. The transcript is spliced from 22 exons. The record is from RefSeq and is a predicted model, not a curated record.
AGAACUUAAUAGGUAUCCCCCACCUCUAGGUAAGAAGCAGCCGCUCAUGAGGGCCGUGGAUCGAGUGGAGCUCUCCGGAGACGCCGAGGGCCUGAUGGCUGCUGUACAGGCGCGGCGCACGCGGCACAUACUCCCUCGGCUCUCCGCCGACGGCACCGUCGAGUACGCACUCGCUCUUCCUAAACCAGGACAGAGACGGACGCCUCAGCAGGGCUCCGGGGCCGAUCUGGACUGGGUUCUGAACGGAGGCCGGGGUCACAGCUCUCGCUCAGACGUGGAUCCGACGGAUAACGCGCCUCAGCAGAGGAGGAUGGUGAGCGCUGGGAAGAACAAGCUGCCCUGGGAGAGAUCGGCCCUCUCUGUGGAGCUUCAGACCAAUGGAAGGUCACCUGAUCAGCAGGUUAGCAGUGAAGAUCCAUCCUCAUCCAUGAGACACACUGGAGCCAAAUACAGUCCAUCAGAACCUCUCCGGUCUCCAGGCCGGACUCGCAGGUCUCUGGGUCGACUGCGCCGCAGCGGGAGUUUGGACUCGGAUCCAGACAUUUUCAAAGCGGCCAAUCGCUCCGAGUCUGAGAAAGGUUUGCCCAAGACGAGUCGUUUCCCGUCGGGCAGCGUUGAGCGAACCUUCUCCCUCCCGACUAGCUCCACACCUCCGGGCUCGUUUCUUCUGCCCUCGUACCCGCUGACCGCGCUAACAGAGAGUCUGCUGACCCCGACCUUACCGCGCAGAAACCACGCUGACCCCUCGCUGUCCAUGUCCAACACGUGGCCCAACAAACCUGACAUCAGCCCUCACCGCAGGAGCGACGGCUCUGGUGAGGUGAGCUCCAGAAAACGCUCUCCGCUGCCUCCUCGAGCUGUACGGGCCUCAUCCGUCCAUCAGAGCCCAAACAGCAGCAGACCCUCGUCGCAGGACAAACAACCGGACAGAAACCUGCACCUGGAUCUGACGGUCAGCAGCGGCGCAGGAGAGCCGGAGGACGAGCCGCUGGACCACGAGGAGAUGCUGAACUCCUUGCUCUCGUUGAGGAACAGCGCUGCUAAGAAGCGGGCCAAAGUCAGCGCGAGCAGCUCUGAGCCGGAUCCAGACAGUCCAGACUCGGCGGUGAAGCUGGAGCUGGUUCCUGAUUCUCCGGAGCAGACGUCUCCAUCCGUCACCAGCCCUCUGAGCGAGAGCGGCCUGAGCAGCCUGUACUCGCCCCCGUCGCCCAACGGCACCAAGAGCAGCCCUGUGAACUCUGCUGUGAAACCACGAGUGCCAUCAGGAAGACACGUCACAGCAGACGUCAGCGCUCGAGGUGUGUAUACGGUGUGUGUUACGUGUCCUCUGUGUGUGUGUGUGUGUUCAUCACCGCAGAUCAGAGCCGCCGGCCGCGAGCCGCUCCGCGCUCUCAGACCCGCUAAAGGAUCUCAGCAGCGCGUGUCGUGCAGUCGUGACAUGUCAGAGGGUGUGAUCGGACGAGGAGUGUUCGGUUCGGUUGUUCUGCCCAGUCGUCUCAGUGUGGCGUCUUCUCCCGAGCAGUGUGACUCGGCCGGUAAAAGCGGCUUCACCAGCGCACUCGUCGAGUCUGACGCCAGUCCUGAACCAGAGGAGCUGCCGGUCACUCAGGAGAGAGUCAGACUCUCCAAGUGUGCGAGCGACAAGAUGCAUCAGCAGGACACGCCCCCCGCUCAGGACCCAGUGAGACACCGCAUGCUCAUCAACGAUGUGAAAGACGUGAGUCUGAACGGAUGCGAGUCGCUCUCUGAUGAAUCUCCCUCCUGCCCGACUGGAUCGCAGAAUCCAGUGAAAUAUCUAAGCCCCGCCCAUCAGCCCGCCCCCCCGACCAGCCUGCCCAAUAGGAAUGCAGCGCCACGACUGAGACGGGUGUCUAGUCUGAACCGGAUCAGACCACCUGCGUCACACAGCUCCAAUGAGUUGAUUACUGGGAGUCUGAAGAAAGAGGGUCAGGAUCAGGCAGACCUGCGGCCGUUCUCUAAACCGGAGCUGGCGCUAACGCAAAGCUUCAGACUGAUCGCCGCAGACGACUGGGAGAAGAAGAUCGAGGGGAUGAACUUCCUGCGUAGUUUGGCUCAGUAUCAUCCUGACGUGCUCAUGAGCAGGAUUCAUGACGUGUGUCUCGCUCUCAUUCAGGAGGUUCGUAACCUGCGCUCCGGCGUGUCUCGUGUGGCUGUGGUGACGCUGGGAGAGAUGUUCGCGGUGCUGCAGAAGGGAAUGGAUCAGGAGCUGGAUGGGACGGUCAGAGCUCUGCUGCAGAAAGCCGGAGAAUGCAACGCCUUCAUCAGACAAGACGUGGAGCGAGCGCUGGAGAGCAUGGUGCAGCACUGCACUCUCACACGCAGCAUGAGCGCGCUGCUCGCCGGAGGACUCGGGCAUCUGAACUCAGUAGUGCGCAAGUGUGCGGCUCUGCAUCUCAGCGGUCUGGUGGAGCGGGUCGGAGCCGCUCGUCUGCUGUCUGGAGCUAAAGAUCUGACCGACCGCAUCCUACCAGCCGUCUGUAAGCUGGUGCAGGACUCGUCUCAGGAGGCCAGGUACUUUGGUCGACGCAUGCUGCUGUUUUUGUCCUCUCACCGUGACUUUGAUAAAAUGUUGGAGAAGUGCAUCUCUGCUAAAGACCUGCCGACCAUCAGAGACGCCGUCUUCACGCUCAAAACCAAGGGUUUGGGGGAGAUGCCUCAGGAUGCUCCGUCGGCGCGGGGCAGGCGCUCUCUCCCAGGUAGUGGGCUGGUGCGCACCUCGUCCCUCACACGUGAGCCUCUGAGCGGCAGCAGGGAUUGUGGGCAGGCGGUGAGUAAAGCGGCCGUGCACAGCCUGGCGGACCGGAGCGAGUACGUCAAACAGAUGAAGACGCUGCUCAACUCCAAAGACUUCAGGGAGAGAAUCAAGGCCAUCGAUCAGCUGGUGUGCGACUGCGAGGAGAACCCGGCUCUGGUCAUCGGCAGCCUGUUCCCGGUGUUUGAUGAUCUGAAGGUGCGUCUGCAGGAGUCCAACAGUAAGGUGAACCUGCGGGCUCUGGAGGCUCUUCAGCCCAUCAUCGCUCUGCUCAGAGACAGUCUGGCUCCAGUGCUCAACAUCCUGAUCCCCGCCGUCGUGGACAAUCACCUCAACUCCAAGAACAGCAGCAUCUCCACGGCGGCGCUGGGAGCCGUUCAGGCUCUGAUGCACAACAUCGACAACAGCCUCCUGCUGCAGCCCUUCUGCUCCAAAGCCCAGUAUCUGAGCGGGAAAGCCAAGCUGGACCUCAUCGAGAGAGUCGCAGAGCUGGUGACGGAGCUGUACCCGCGCAGACCGCAGCUGGUGGAGCAGAAGGUUCUCCCAAUAAUACACUUUCUGAUUUAA